Rhodamnia argentea is the source of this 3267-nucleotide messenger RNA. Its product is annotated as pentatricopeptide repeat-containing protein At4g19890-like. NCBI's taxonomy places the organism in Eukaryota, Viridiplantae, Streptophyta, Magnoliopsida, Myrtales, Myrtaceae. Gene Ontology annotation, molecular function: protein binding. The coding region runs from base 182 to 2314 and encodes 710 amino acids. The record is from RefSeq and is a predicted model, not a curated record. The transcript has 5 exons.
GAAAACGGGUCCGGACUAACCGUGUCCGGGUCCGGCACGUGCCCGGCCUGGCGGGGUACGUGCUUGUGGCGAAUCCUACCCCUCGCGCCUUCAUGCUUUAAACUCGAACCGAUUCCUUUCAACCUCCUGUGCCACUCAAGACCACCAUCGUCAGGAGCUCUCGUCUCUCGUCAAGUCUUUCAUGGUUUCCAUUAGAUUUCUCCGACCUCGGCGACUUUCGCAAGCACCGUCGGGAACUUCAAACGCCUACUCUCUCUUUCACGCCCGCUUCACUCUCCGAGCACUUCGUCACUCCUCUGGCGACUGCCCUUCGCCGCAACCCGAUUCUUCACCGUCCUGUCAGCCUCAUUCUGUCGUCUCAUCGAUCUGUUCGAUGGUGUGCGAUGCUCAUCACAAGCAUGCCCAUGUGAGAGUGCGGCCUCCGCACCUCAGUCUUAACAUAGAUUGUGAUUCUCUGACUCAUGAGCAGGCCAUUACCGUCGUUGCCUCUCUGGCCAAUGAGGCUGGUUCGAUGGUGGCGUUGAGUUUCUUCUACUGGGCUAUCGGGACUGAUAAAUUUAGGCACUUUAUGAGGCUUUAUAUAGUUUGUGCCACGUCGUUGAUUGGUAAUGGUAACUUGGAGAGGGCCAAUGAAGUGAUGCAGUGUAUGGUCAAAAGCUUUGCUGAGAUUGGGAGGUUAAAGGAGGCUAUUAAUAUGGUACUUGAAAUGCAGAAUCAGGGUCUGGUGCCCACUACCCGUUUGAUGAAUUUUGUCAUGGAGGUCGCCAUUGAAAGGGGUUUUCUCGACUCUGCAGAGAACGUGUUUGAUUGUUUGUAUGAGAGAGGGGUUUUUCCUGAUCCUAACAGUUACAAGGUGAUGGUCAUUGCUUACUGUCGAAUGGGGAGUAUUCUUGAGGUAGAUGCUUGGUUGAGUAAACUGAUUGGUAGAGAUUUCAUUGUUGAUAAUGCUACUCUUACCUUGAUCACCAACUCGUUUUGUGAGAAGGGGUUUAUGACUCGAGCUAUUUGGUAUUUCCGGAAGAUGGUCGAUAUGGGUUUGAUGCCGAAUGUGUUAAAUUAUACCUCACUGAUCAAUGGGUUAUGCAAGAAAGGCAGCAUUAAGCAAGGAUUCGAGCUCCUGGAGGAAAUGGUUAGAAAAGGUUGGAAGCCAAAUGUGUAUACUCAUACGGCGUUGAUUGAUGGUCUCUGCAAGAAGGGUUGGAGUGAUAAGGCAUUUAGACUCUUCCUUAAGCUAGUCCGGAGUGAAAAUUAUAAACCAAACGUGUAUACAUACACUGCCAUGAUCAGUUGCUAUUGCAGAGAAAACAAGAUGAACCGUGCAGAGAUGUUAUUCGGCAGAAUGCAAGAACAGGGACUGAUUCCUAACACCAAUACAUACACGACUCUCAUCGAUGGCCAUUGUAAAGGUGGGGAUUUCGAAAGAGCAUAUGAGUUGAUGGGCAUAAUGACAGAUUCGGGCUUCAGCCCUAACAUCUGUACGUACAAUGCACUUAUUGAUGGUCUUUGUAAGAGGGGUAGGUUUGAAGAGGCUUGUAAAAUGCUGAAAAAAUCUUUCCAAAGUGGAUUGGAAGCUGAUCUGUUCACAUAUAGUAUACUCAUAAACGAGCAGUGCAAGAGGGCGAGAAUUGAGCAAGCCCUAGCACUUCUAAGCAGGAUGAUUAAACUUUCUGUGCAACCUGAUAUACAAACAUACACCAUUAUGAUUUCUGCCUUGUGUAAGCAAAAGAGAAUGAAAGAAAGUGAAAAGAUUUUCGAAGAAGCUAUCAGGCUCGGCUUAGUUCCUACCAAAGAAACCUACACAUCCAUGAUUGGUGGAUUCUUUAGGGAUGGGAAUGCCAGCUUAGCAAUAAAAUUUUUCCACAGGAUGAGUGACCAUGGAUGUCUCCCUGAUAGUAUCACUUAUUGCGCUUUGAUCAGCGGACUUUGCAAAGAGUCCAGGUUGAAUGAGGCUCGUCGACUAUAUGACUCGAUGAUAGACAAGGGACUUUCCCCAUGCGAGGUUACUCGACUGACGUUGGCCUAUGAAUACUGCAAAAAAGAUGAAUCUGCUAAUGCAUUGCUGAUUUUGGAGAGAUUAGAAAAUAAACUUUGGAUCCGAACUGUGAAUACAUUAGUGAGGAAGCUUUGCAGUGAGAAAAAGGUGGGAAUGGCAGCACUGUUCUUUCAUAAAUUAACCGACAAGGAAACCAGAGUGGAUCGUGUAACAUUAGCUGCAUUUAUGACUGCUUGUUACGAAAGCAACAAAUAUGCUCUUCUUUCAGAUCUGACCAAAAGGAUCCGUGAAGGAAAUGGCUGCCACUCACAACUUAGUUGAUGGAUCAUCAUAAUUGCAAACUUGAUCGACAGAAAGUGCAGAGAUGGCCUAGUACUCACAUUGAGAUGGGAGAAAACAAAAGACGGUGACACACAUAUUGGAUGGGUUUUCCAUGCAACUCCAAAGAACCUGGAGCAGAGCUUGAUUCUAUUAAUGGAGCAAGAAGUGUCAGAGAACUGUAUGAGCUUACAAGUACUAACUACCGCAGAAAAUAAUCCCGUGCAUUUUGGCCAAUAAUGGAGACUUUGAUCGUUAUCCUGCUCACUGCAAGCCCAAAGAGAAGGAAAUAACUAAUGGAUGCUUGACAGUAUAAACAUUGGUGCUUACAAGUGUGGGGAAGCAAAGCAGCAGGUGCCUUAAAGUGGUCAUGUCAAAGCAGGAAAGAACAAAAGAUGGUGAUGCAUAUAUUAGAUGGUUCUCCUGCUUCUAACUCUGAAGAACCUGGAGCAGAGGCUGAUCCUAUUAUUGGAGCAAAAACUGCCAGAGAACUGUAUGAGCUUGCGAAUACAAACUACUGUAGAAGAUACUGGGUACCUGGUGAUAAUGUUGGAACCAAUGAGGUGGCACUAGCAAAAAGGAGACAAAAAGGGGCGACAAUAUUUUGCAGGUGAACUAGCAAGGAUAUUGUGCUGGACAAUGUAAGUGAUUCUAAUGUCUUAGGACCCAAGCAUUUUCUUGGUCUGAAUUUUGUUUUGUGUCUGUUUUCUUUUUCUCUCGAGCAUUAGAUUUUUUUUCUUUGGCGCAUAAUAAGCAUUAGACUGAUUUGUAAGAACUAGCUAAGAAACAUCUAACGAACUAGCUGAACUUGGAAGCAUGGUUUUAAUGAUAGAUUCUACAAAUACUUGCUUUUUGGAUUUGCACCAUCUAUCAUAUUGUGCCUUAUUAAUCCCAGAAAAGAGGCAUAUAGAUUAAAUUGUUUUCUUCAAGUUAGUUGUUCUUCUCAAAACAAUUAC